GUAAUAACUGUAACAGUCAGGGAGAGGAAGCGUUAUGGUCACACGUGUUACUGAUUCUUUUUUUCUGCUUCACUUGUGAGAGACUGUGGGAGUCCUAGAGGCGUGUCGAUGUUUACAGAGGAAAUACUACAGCUGGAAGAAUGACACUGUUCAACCUUAGACUAGGAAAACCUGCAGCUCCUUUUUCCUAAAACUGGAGAAGAAGAGGAGGACUUCAGGAGGAGGAUGUGAGUACAGAAAAAAGGGGGUUUAGUGAGAGUUUAGCAGCAGAGUGUGAGCCCUUGCUGUGAAAGGAAUGUGGGGUUUUUUCAGGGCGUGUUGAGGUCUGUCAGACUGAUCACACCCACAGCUGCAGUUUCUCUCAUUUUAACAAGAGCUUAAGGUAACAUUUGCUCAUUAACCUGAAAUUUAACUUUACUGUCAUCCAUUGAAAGUUCAAUAUUUAAUGUUUAAUUUUGUGCAUUUUCACUUUUUCAACUCUCCAUUUAUUUUUGUUUGAUUGAAAUGUUUAUAUUUGGUGGUGAUACAAGUGGUGAUACAAUUUCAGACAGACAAAAAAUAAAAUAUCAUUGAAUAUAAAUUUUUAGUUUUUGAAUCUUCUUACUCAUAAUUUUAUUUCUCUUCACAUUUUACCAACUUAAAAAAAAAACUUAAGCUAUUGAAGCUCCUGUGAAAAAACCUCUGUGUUUUUAGUGCCCCCUUAUGGACAAAACACUCUGUCCUUUGUUCUUGAUUUUUAAUCCUUAAAAUGCUUAAACUAAAAAAGAUAAUGUAAGAUUUCAGACUUUAAAUAACUACACUAAAUUGAUAACUAUUAAUGCUGUUUGCUUUAAUUGGUUGUAAAGGAGCGUUAGCAUUAAUUUUAAUUAGCCAUCAUAACCAGCCAAAAUCCCGAAACAGGAUCUUUAAUUUAUAUUUCAAGACAUGACCCUUUCUUUAUAUUCACCAUCUUUGUGAACUAACAGUUUCUUUUCUUUUUUUCCCCCCUUUUUUGUGGUCUUAUAAAACAUUUAAAUUUCCUGUGAGAAACUUUCAGGUUGUGUUGAUUUAGGCACCAACUGUGGACAAGUUUCGUCCUGUACAGGUGUACAAAGUGUUUCUUCAGAAAAGAAAAAUCUCAUCCCAAUCUCUCUGAAAAACUGGAUGAUUCAUUAAAAAAUAUAUUUUCCUGUUGAACAUCAGAAAAAGAAUUUUAGUUUACACUAAUUUUGACACCUAACCCCUAUGUUUUUAGCCAUUGGCAAUGAUUAUCUAGAAAUACUCACCCUUUUUUUUAACAGUCUGUUAGGCUUUUAAAAAGCAACAAUUUAUACUUUCAUAACAUUUUCAGAGUUUGAUUUAAAUCCACUGUAUUAUUUUGCCACACUAACUUCCUGUCCCUCAUCCGAUUUUCACAUUUUUUCUAUUGUGAAAUAUGUUCUGCAUGUUUUGGCUUCAUAUUAAAGAGUAACAGUGUAAAUGUAUUCUAAUGAUUGGUACUUUUUGCAGGUUUUGCAUGAGGUUUGACUAGUUUUUAUGCUGAAGAACAAUUGAAAAAAGUGCCAACCCAAUCCUUGUUUACUGCAAUAAAAGCAAAACCUGCAUAAUGCACCUUGAGCUGCAAUGCUUUUAUGUAAACAAUGGAUCAAAUGACUGUAGAGUGAAACUUUCUCAGUCUCAGUCUUAGUAAUAUUACAGUCAGUCAUCAGGUUAAACAGAUGGAUGGUUAAAAGACUAGAUGGAUACUUGAAUAUUUUUUGUUGCUUCAUGAACCAAGUCUGUUGGUUGAGACAGAAAGCAGGUGAGAAGCUGCACCUGUCCAAGACGUCCAUCAACAGGCCAGUCUGACAAAAUACCUCCAUAUUCAUAAUCUGGUUUUCCCUCUAUGUCCUCCCUCAGGCCGAGCUUCAGGCUGGUCUACAUUUUCUUGUAUAACCUGUUCCAGUUCUGUGGACACACCUGGAUCCUGGCCAACAACAUCGCCAGGUUUUUGACCUUUGGGAAAGGUGAGAUUCAGAAAAUGCAGAUAUGGUAAUUCAAACAUUUUGGGUUCAACCUGAAAACAUCUCUUCGGCUCACAGCUGGGACUACAUUAUGGACCUCUAAGUAGGAAUGGUCAGUCUCAAGUGGAGUCAAAGGAGUCCACGGUUUCCAAAAAGAAUGUCUUGGGACUGCCUUUUGGCUUUAAGGUGGUAAUAAUAACAUUGUUUUUGACUCUGCAGAUGCUUUGGCGGACACAUUUUACUCUGUGGGAUUCGUGAUGAGUCUGUGUCAGCUGCUCUCAAUCCUCGAGCUCUUCCACAUCGCAGACGGCAUCGAGAGAGCCCGACUCUUCUCUCGCUUCUUCCAAGUAGGUUUCACUUGCCGAAACACCCAGAUAGGCUUCGGUAAGUCUCUUUUAUCUGAUUGUGUUGGUGGAUUGCUUCAUGUUUCAGGUGGUGGAGAAGAACCUCCUGCUGAUCACGGUCAUCAUGUUGGAGGAGAUUCAAAGUAAACCUGUCGUUUGUGUCCAGCUCUUCUUAUGGAACAUCAUGGACCUCUUGAGGUAAGAACAUCACUUACACACUUUGUUCAUGUGCAAGGUAGUAGACAGUCAAUUUAAGGUUCUGCACAAGGUUCUAGACCAAUACAUGCUUCACUGUAAACAGCCAAUGAACUUGUGCCCUUGUUAGCGCUCAUUCUGAUUCCAAAUGCACCUUUGAACAACUCAAUAUAAUCUCUUAGCAACCCUGGUCUCGCAGAGAGUCCAGAUUGUGCGCCUCUUAACUAGCAAAACCACCAUAUUUUUCUGAAUAUAAGGCACACUUGAAAUGCUUAAAUUUUCUCAAAAAUUGACAGUGCACUUUAUAAUCUAGCGUGCCUGAUGUAUGAUAAGACUUGAAACUAGAAACCAAGACCCUUAACUCUUUUAGAAUAAGCUAGCAGCAGUAGUCGCCCCCUGCUGGACAUUAAAGGUAGUGCUGGUUUAAGACUGUCUUAUUUCCUCAGUAAAUUCUUAUUAAAAUCUCCUCCCUUAAUGACAGGUACCCCCAUGAGCUGCUGUGUCUGAUGGAGAAACCCUCCAUCACCAUGCUGUGGACUCGAUAUACCCUCUGGAUCCCUGUGUACAUCCUGUCAGCAGCCACAGAAGGUUAAAAAAAAGUCCUUUUUAUUUACUUUAUUCUACUGAAGCUUUGUGAAAUUUGAACAUACAGAGAGGCAUGCCUCGGGUUGCAGCUGACCUGACGUGAGCUACACAUUAUGAGCUGCUACAUGUGUCCGUUUGUGGUGUUGCACAAAGGAAGCCGUGAGAGUAGACAGGAAAUGAGUUGGCAAAGCAGCAGAGAUGAUAAAAUGUCAGGAAGUGUGUGAGGAGAGUUUAGUCCAGGGUGUUUAAACUGAUCACUGCAGAAGCUACAGUAGCUUAGUCAGCAGAGUUUGAGUCCUCUUUGUCUAACAAUCUGACUUUAGGAAGGCCAGAGUAGACCAUCUUGAUUAUAAACCAUCAUGUGAAGAAGUAUGUCUCUAAAAUGACCCUGUUUUAUUGUCAGUUUAUGGACUAAACUUAAAUGUAUCUUAAAUCUAAGAGGCUGUUUCUGCAUCCUAAACGUAUCCCUCCUUUUCCUCAGGUGUCACCAUUUACCAGGCCCUGCCGUAUGUGGAGCCUAAAGUACCUGAAUCUUCCUCUUCAAACUCCACAGGGUCAUCACAGCUUCACCUGUCCUUUGCCCUGAUGUUUUACCUGCCUGUUCUGGCUUUGGGUGAGACGACUAAGCUUGUAGACAGACAUGCAUGGGUGUCUUAAACCCACAUUUCUCCUUAAGCACAGGACAAAAUGAUAUAAUUCAUUAAAAGCUGUGCACAGGAGAAGAGCUAUGCUGCUGUCUUGAAGGGAUAUUCUGGUGUAUAUUGCUAUAUUACUAAUGUGCGGUCAUUCUUGAAGUCCCGCCCCCUUCCUUCAUGUUUUGGAUGUUUCCCUGCUCCAACACACCUGAUUCAAAUGAUCAGCUCGUUAUUAAGCCAUUACAGAGCUUGAUAACGAGCUGAUCAUUUGAAUCAGGUGUGUUGGAGCAGGGAAAUAUCCAAAACAUGCAGGACAGUGGGCCUCAAGGACUGGACUUGAGAACCACUGGUAUAAGUAAAGAAGCAAGCAGUCUGCAACAUUCUUCUCUCGAGGGGGUGUCUACCUUGGUAUUAACAGUGUGUUUGACCAUAACUUAAAUUUAUGCCAGAAUAUCCCUUUAAUGUUUCCGGCUUUCUGAUCAUUUUUCAUCUGACUUAAAUCCAUAAAGAAUACUUUAGCAUUAAAAAAAUCUCAAAGCUUUGCAGAAAAAGGGAUGUACUCUCUCUAUUUUUGACCUUCUAACUCUUGUCUUUUGUUUCCAGGAGCCUCUGUAACGGUGUGGCUGCUGCUGAAGGAGAGAAAGCACCACUUGAAUAGAUGGAACAAACAGACGAAGAAGAAGAAAUGACAUCUGGAGUCAGAGACUAAAAGUUUGGAAUUUUCAAAAAGACUACAGGAGUUCACUCAGAGUGUUUCAGAAAAAAUCCAAACCACAGAUUCACACUAUUUUACAAAACUUGACUUUUUUAAUGGGUGUAAACAGCUGUGACGGAGUAAAGCAGAGUGCAUGGUGCUGCAGAGAACCAUCCCUGUAACAAUGUCAGAAAAUACAUAUAUGGAGUCCAUUUCAAAGCUCCCCCCAUGAUUUGGUGAAGAACCUGUUUAGUGUGGCCAUGGUAACAGUUUGUCUCGGUCCCUCUGGGCUACCAUCCAUACACUCUGGUCCACACAGCUUUCUUCUUGAACUCGGAAGAGGACCUCAGGGCCAACAGAGCAGCUGAAACAAUGAAACAGGAAGAUUUUUUAAACUGUAGGAAGAGAUAUGGAGGAUGCUUUUGAAGGUUUUACUGUGUUGUCCUGAUAAAGACAUUUGCAGUUUUUAAAAACUGAUGGAAAAGUCAGACCGACCAGUCUGCACAUGUUGGAGGAAAGGGGGGUUAAGCUGAGUGUUUUUGCAGGUGGCUUUAGUGAACUGUUUCUCAUAGACUUAGUCAUAAAGAGAUAAACACUCAGCUUGAAGUCAGUUUGUCCCCACUUCAUAUCAAAAUGCAUUAAAAGCAGCAAAGAACAAAGUCAGCGUUAUUAGAUAUAUCCUUAAAUACUGUUUAUUGAACAUCCUUGACCAGAUGUGGGUGAGUAGAGGGAGGAUAUGAGGCUGAUCUAUGUGUGCAUAUUGCAUUAAUUAUUUUUGGUGAAUAACAUUACUGUGUCUUUGAUGGAUUCUACGCACUGAUUGAAUAAAGAAGACCCCCUGGUGAGAGUAAGGGGUGGCGUGUUUAAAGGGUGGAUAUCACUCAUCGUCACUCUUGUGUAACAAAUACCAAACAAUGUGUUGAAUUUGACAGACUAAGCAAAAAUCUCCACUUCAAAAGGCAUUUCCAACAACCUGCAAUAGAAGCAUCUGAGCAUGAACGCUCAAAUCUGCACAAUCAUCUCACACUCAAAAGUCCAAACUCACUUGCAUCUGAUGGACAACCAUGAUCAAGAUGCUCAUUCUCUCCCAGCUUUAUGUCAGACACACUAAGACAAGUCUAACAACCGGAAAACCUCGCUGUGUCUCUGUGGGGUUAUUUUUGUUACCUUUGGCGGUGUCAAUGGUUGAUGCAGACAGACUCUGUUCAGGACCUUCAGUGAUGCUGAGGAGCCAAUCUAUGAACUGAAACACAGUCAUUCUCAUUAGCAUCAGUUUACUCCAAAAAUCUGCUUUAAAUUCAGACCAUCAAAAACAUGUGAAACCUUUGUUUUCUGGCCGCUCCAAGGCUCUUUAUCCAGCAGCAUGAGCAGGCUGUGGGACACUCCCAGCAUACACUGGGGCAGAGCGCGCUCGGUGAAGGACUCCUCGCUGCUGCCGUACAGACUGUGCUGCAGAGUUUGGGGCUUUGACCCCGGUUGCCAUGGAAACCACCUGUCCCUGAUGCCGAACAAGAGGGGCAUGAAGUGGUCGCCCCAGGAGACGACGGCAGCAGUGAAGACCUGGAAGAGAAAGUCUGUAGCCUGUAGAGGAGAUGAAAAAAUUGUGAUUUUUGAUCAGAGAAAAACUUUUUUUUUUUUUUUAAAUCAGAAUUUCCGACUUCAUAAAAGCUCUCCAAAGUUUUUUUUGUCACAUUUACAGAAUAAAAACUAACUGACUCAUUCAGGAGCUGCAGUUUUAUUUACCGGCUGAAUGAAUCUCUCUCCUAUAAGCUGUAGAAAAGAUAAACUGUCUUCAAACCUCAGUGAAAGGAUGGAAACAGUUAAAGAAAUCACUGUAAAUGUGAUGAGGUGGGUUAUUUCUAAACUAAGCUGAUGUUACAUGGUUCCUUUGUAUCAUCUCUACCUGUUUGUGCUUCUGUCUGUAUAAAUGUGAAAGAAGUGAAUCAAAUAAAACCGCAAACCAGUUUCAAA
This is a messenger RNA of Xyrichtys novacula (pearly razorfish), 6406 nucleotides long. Lineage: Eukaryota; Metazoa; Chordata; Actinopteri; Labriformes; Labridae. The record is from the annotation of a GenBank genome assembly.